Messenger RNA from Phyllostomus hastatus (greater spear-nosed bat), 3730 nucleotides. It is a transcript of the gene E2F3, whose product is annotated as E2F transcription factor 3. The record is from RefSeq and is a predicted model, not a curated record. The coding region runs from base 380 to 1783 and encodes 467 amino acids. Gene Ontology annotation, biological process: regulation of transcription by RNA polymerase II. NCBI's taxonomy places the organism in Eukaryota, Metazoa, Chordata, Mammalia, Chiroptera, Phyllostomidae. The transcript is spliced from 8 exons. Gene Ontology annotation, cellular component: RNA polymerase II transcription regulator complex. Gene Ontology annotation, molecular function: DNA-binding transcription factor activity, RNA polymerase II-specific; RNA polymerase II cis-regulatory region sequence-specific DNA binding; protein dimerization activity.
UGGAAACCAUCAAGUCGUGAUCGUGCUCUACGAUUGGGACUGGACAGCUUCCUGGAGCCAUUUUUCAGCUGCCGGCCGCAGCACCCGGGCUGCCGCCACCGCCUCGCAAUCCGUUGCAUCGGCCGCCCCUGACGCUUCCAUCCCCCCUCGGGGCCCGAUAUCCGUGCGGCCGGGACCCUCCUCUCUCCAGAGCCCCGAUUAUUUUUGGCCCCCGGGGCUGGUGCGGUGCCGAAAAAUAAAAAGAAAAGAGAGAGAAGGGGCUCGGAAGCGCCGGGCGGGGAGGAGAGAAGGAGAGACUUGGAAACUCCGACUGCAAAUAAUAAAGAAAUUGAAAAAAUACAUUAAUAUAACGUAGCAAUAAAAACCGCAGGAGCGAGAGAUGAGAAGGGGGAUCCAGCCCGCCCUGGAGCAGUACCUGGUGACCGCCGGGGGUGGGGAGGGGGCGGCUAUCGUCGCCGCCGCUGCUGCAGCCUCCAUGGACAAAAGGGCACUGCUAGCCAGCCCCGGCUUCCCCGCCGCCACCACCGCCGCUGCCUCCGCCGCCGCCCCGGGCGCGUACAUCCAGAUCCUCACCACGAACACUUCCACCACCUCCUGUUCCUCCUCCCUCCAAAGCGGCGCCGUCGCCGCGGGCCCCAUCCUCCCCAGUGCCCCCGGCGCGGAGCAGACCGCCGGCAGCCUCCUCUACACCACGCCGCACGGACCCUCCAGCAGAACCGGGCUGCUGCAGCAGGCACCAGCGCUAGGACGUGGCGGCAGCGGCGGUGGCGGCCCUCCGGCCAAGCGAAGGCUGGAGCUAGGAGAAAGCGGUCAUCAGUACCUCUCAGAUGGUUUAAAAACCCCGAAGGGCAAAGGGAGAGCUGCACUGCGAAGUCCGGACAGUCCCAAAACUCCAAAAUCUCCCUCAGAAAAAACACGGUAUGAUACAUCCCUUGGUCUACUCACCAAGAAGUUCAUUCAGCUGCUGAGCCAGUCACCUGAUGGGGUCUUGGAUUUGAACAAGGCAGCAGAGGUGCUGAAAGUGCAAAAGAGAAGGAUUUAUGAUAUCACCAACGUCCUGGAAGGCAUCCAUCUGAUUAAGAAGAAGUCUAAAAACAACGUGCAAUGGAUGGGCUGCAGUCUGUCUGAGGAUGGGGGCAUGCUGGCCCAGUGUCAAGGCCUGUCAAAGGAAGUGACCGAGCUCAGUCAGGAAGAGAAGAAAUUAGAUGAACUGAUCCAAAGCUGCACCCUGGACCUCAAACUGUUAACCGAGGAUUCAGAGAAUCAAAGGUUAGCUUAUGUUACAUAUCAAGAUAUCCGAAAAAUUAGUGGCCUUAAAGACCAAACUGUCAUAGUUGUGAAAGCCCCUCCAGAAACAAGACUUGAAGUGCCUGACCCAUUAGAGAGCCUACAAAUACACUUGGCAAGCACCCAAGGACCCAUUGAGGUUUACUUAUGUCCAGAAGAGACUGAAACACACAGUCCAGUGAAAACAAACACCCAAGACCACAAUGGGAAUAUUCCUAAACCCACUUCCAAAGACUUGGCUUCAACCAACUCAGGACAUAGUGAUUGCUCUAUUUCUAUGGCAAACCUUUCUCCUUUGGCCUCCCCCACCAACCUUUUACAGCAGACUGAGGACCAAAUUCCUUCCAACCUAGAAGGGCCAUUUGUGAACUUGCUGCCUCCCCUGCUCCAAGAAGACUAUCUCCUAAGUCUUGGGGAGGAAGAAGGCAUCAGUGAUCUCUUUGAUGCUUAUGAUUUGGAAAAGCUCCCACUGGUGGAAGACUUUAUGUGUAGUUGAUUAUGCUUUGUGAACUCCCCUUAUAAACCAAUAUUUUUUUAUUAUGGAACCAGAACACCUGUCAUGCAGUGUUGUCCCUUCCUAUCUUCUUCCUCCAAGAUAGUAUCAUGAAGUAAACUACAAACUUCAGAACAAAGCUGACAUUUUAAUGAUUUUUGUUUUUUAAUAAUAAAUUGUCUAAACGCACAGUUGCAGGCUCCCUUGGGAAAACCCUGCUUUUCCCCAGGCUCCAAAAUCUGGAUGAGUCAGCAAGUGAGAAAAUGUGCAAUCAGGUGUCUCUCACCCAUACUUUUCCUCCCUCCCACCCUUCCUCCCUCCCGGAUUGGCUUGCUGUGCCUGACGGAUGGGCUGUAGAAUGGGGUCUGGCCACCUGGCCCACUGGAAUACAGCAAUCUUCCUUAAUAGCAUUUCAAGCCGUGCCUUCUCUGCAGAAUGCAUGUCUUUGGGGUCUGCUAAUAUGGAAUGGAACUGCAGGAACUGUAAACUUGAAGUCAUGCAAAAGUAUGAAAUGAAUUUCUUCAGUUCUUCUUAGGAAUAUUUAAAUUACUGUCAUAAUUCAGUGUAAGCUAUGGACUGUGUGUCCCACACUAGAAGGUCAAGGGAACCUCCACAGCCUUUCGGAUGAAGAACCUGUUUUCAAAUACUUGUUGCAGAUACAGAAGAAUAGUCAAGUUCUGCCACUCUAAGCUGUUGUGGAUUUUCCUGUCUCCAUAAACCACUCCCACUCCCCUGCCCCCAAUGUGUUUGUGAGUUUAAAGUUGAUUUUUAGCAAAUGCCUACUUAAGAGUUCUUUGUGGAUUGUUUUAAAGUUGUUGUUGUUUUUUUUUUAGCUGCCAUUUAAGCAUUCCUGUGGCACCCAUCACCAUUUCGAUUGUUUACUUUCAAGAAGUUUUUACUAAUUCAAAUUAUUUAAGCAGAGGUGGAGAACCUCUCUGAUCAGAGCAUGUAAACCUGUGAUCUAAGGUUUAAUAGCCUCUGCGAGAAGCAUUGCCCCAUCUGGCUUCCUUCCAUGGAGGGAGAGCUUGGAGCGAGUUGGUCUUGGAGCUCGCUGACAUGGGUGGCCCAUUUGAAAGGAGAACCAGGUCAGAUGACAUAGCAAUCCCGAGGAGCAGCAGGUGUGGAUCCCUCUGUCCUUGGGCUUCCCCGGGCCCCACGACCCGGGAAAGGGCUCUCUUACACUGCACUCAGGGAGACCACUUCUCAGGAUGGGGUCAGAUGGAGAGGCCUCUAGGGAGAAAGACAUCCCAUUGUGUGAGCAGCAUCCUAUCAGUGGCAUUUACUCAAGCUGGUGAGAACAGGGAGCUCCCACUUUGGGGGGGGCUGCCAUACCCCUGGCCAGAACCCCUCCCCCUUCCUCUAUGAAGGAUUAAGUUGGACCAAGGGAAGUGCGGACGUGGAAAAUGAAGUGAUAGAAUGCCAGGGUGUUUCCCCACUUUACUCUUCAGGAAUGGUAUCCCAAGUUGGAGGCUUCAUGUGAGCUGCAAAUCCCACCAGUUAUGUCCAAGAUAGGCUCUCCCAUUGGUUAGGGAAGAUGGCCAUUGCCCACCAGGAACGUGACACAGUACCUCAAAUCCAUUCCUUGGAUGCUAACGGGAAUGAGGGAGUCUUAUAAAAAAAAAACAAACAAAUUGAAAUGCUGUGUGCCUGGCGCAGUGGUAGGCACAUAGUAGGCACUCGAUUCAUGUGUAUAAUUGAACUGAGAAUAUCCCUUAGGAAAAAUACAAAACACAAAACCACAAACUCUAGGUAGAUUUCCACAAUAUGCAAAGUGGUGGUGGGGUCAAAACCAUGACACCAGCACUUUAAAUGAUUUGUGUAGGUAUGUGUGAGUGUGUGUUUGGGAAGAAAAACAAAGGUGCAGAUUACCCUCCUUUUUCUUCUGCCUCCAUCCCCAGCCUCCUCCCCUCACACACACUGGACUUGGUACAAAUAUCAUGUGGUCCGAGA